CUAGCGAUAAACAAGACGUCGUAGACACUUGAUUGUCUAAUUUAGCGCCAGUCGGCAAAUUAAUGUUACAAGUCAGCGUUGUCUACGUUGCGUCAUCGCCCAUAUUACUUAGCUGUAACUUUGCGCCAUGCUUUUCAGUAAGCUGCCGAGGAUGGCAGACUGUUGUAAUGCUGCACUGUUGAGUUCAGCUAACUUGGCUAACGUAUUCAGCUUGAACUAGUAUGGAUGUUGAUGACUGCAAUGGCCGGUCUUACAUAUCAGCUAGUGGAGACUCCUCAAUGGAAAGAGAGUUUUCUGGGGCCCUUGGAGGUCCGACAGUGAGCACCCCAAACAGCAAGGAGACCUCUCCCAGUCGCUCGCUCAGUGCUAACUCCAUUAAAGUGGAGCUGUACAGCGAUGAAGACCCAGGGCGCAGUACUGAGGAUGAACGAGGGGAGCGGGUAGAGGAAGGAGGUGCAGAGCAGGGAUCUGAGGCUGUCGGAGGCUACAGGGAGCUCACCAAUCCUGAGACCAUGCAAGCUGGAGCCACCAGACUGCCAAAUGGAAAACUCAAGUGUGACAUCUGUGGAAUGAUCUGCAUCGGGCCUAAUGUUCUCAUGGUGCACAAACGCAGCCAUACAGGUGAGCGUCCAUUCCAGUGUAAUCAGUGUGGCGCCUCCUUCACUCAAAAGGGUAAUCUGCUCCGCCACAUCAAGCUGCACUCAGGGGAAAAGCCCUUUAAAUGCCCCUUCUGCAGCUACGCCUGUCGAAGACGAGAUGCACUCACUGGCCACCUUCGCACUCAUGCAGUGUCCUCUCCAACCGUUGGGAAGCCGUACAAGUGCAGUUACUGUGGCCGUAGUUACAAGCAGCAGAGCACCCUGGAGGAACACCGUGAGCGCUGCCACAGCUACUUACAGAGUCUGGAGUCACAGCAGCCAUCUAGUGCACAGAAUCCAGGAGAGGAGAUGAGAGAGCUAGAGUUUAUACCAGACUCUCUACUGCAACCCUCCUCAGACAAGAUGGCAUUUAUCGAUCGGCUGGCCAACAGCAUCACCAAACGCAAGAGAUCCACACCUCAAAAAUUUGUAGGACAGAAGCACAUACGCCUCAACCUUGCAGAUGCACCUUAUGAGCUCAGCGCUGGUUUGGAUAAAGAUGGGGAGAUGCACGCAGGGGACCUUGAAACCCCACACUUUACUGGUCUGGGAGGAGAAUACGCAGGUGUAGCAGGUAAUGGAGGAGGAGGGGUUUCAGACACACUGAGGCCUCUACACCUUCCCACCACUCACCCUUCAUGCUUAUCAGAACUCAGGCCAAUCCACAGCUCUAUUCACACCUCCGUCGCUCUUGGCCCGAGGCUCGAUUGCACAGGGACCGGAGCUGGGCUGGGAGCUGCCGGUGUAGGCGGAAGGGAGGCAGCGGAGGGUCAUGAAGACCUGCCCGCGGGUCGAAGUCAUGCACCGUCACCUAGCAACGGUUGCCAGGACUCUACGGACACAGAGAGCAUGCCAGAUGAGCCUUGCAACAGUACCGCUCCGCCUCAAACCCUGCACAGUAACAACGGCCAUCAUCUUCAACACUCCAACAGCCACCACCCGGCACCUCCUCCCAUCGCACACCACAGGAGUCGGGACAGACACAGUCCCAGCCACGCCAAAGACAGGGAGAUGGAAAGAGAGGACGGGGGCCACUCAGCUCCCCCACCUCCUGCCCUCGCUCCAACUCCGAGCUCACCCACAGCACCCUCCUCCACCUCUCGGGAGGCGUUUCGGGUCGUAGACGGGGAGGGGAGAGCUGUGCGCUCUUUCCGAUGCGAGCACUGCCGUGUGCUUUUCCUAGACCAUGUCAUGUUUACCAUCCACAUGGGCUGCCACGGUUUUCGCCAGCCUUUUGAGUGUAACAUCUGUGGCCACCGCAGCCAGGACCGCUAUGAAUUUUCUUCACACAUCGUCCGCGGGGAGCACAUCCUUGACUGAGGACAAAGGGUGGUCAACCUGCUUCAUCUAGAGAGAUUUUCUAAACUGAGACAAGGACCUGGCUGAGUUUGGUCUGCACACAAGCUGAAGGAGACACUGAUGACAUGAAACUGAUGCGAUUAUUUCAAACAUUCUCUGGUACAGUUAGUGUGUACCAGCAGGAAUGGCAAUCUCAUAUGUGUGUUUCUAAAAUUAUAAUAGUGGUCCUCGUUAUUUUUAAUGCACUUUGAAUAAGUAAUCAAUUUAAAAUGCACUUUUAAUUCAAUGUAUUCUAAAGUAGAUGAAGAGCCAAUGCACUUUUUCAUCCGCAGAUGUGCCUUGCUCCAAAAUACAGCAUUUAAACCUGAUGCACAAACUACGGUAGAGAAAUCGGACUCUUGUCCAUAACCUGAAAAUGGUCCAUUCUUGUGCACUUUAACAGAGACAACACAUAAAAGCUUAAUGUGAAGUUUAUAGGCUCACCUACAAUGGAAUCUGUAGAGAUUUUAACGCCUUGUUCUAAAUGAAAUGAUUCCCUAAAUGUUCCGCAAAGUUUUUUUUCCUACCCGGGGCUGAUUGUGUAAUAGAUUGUUUUUAUAAUUUGAAGUGAAGUGCAGACCAAACUCAAAAACCAGGUCCUCGUCUGAAUAGAUGUGUUUGAGGGGUUGUCCGUGAAUUAGAAAUGCACUUUUGUUUUUAACAGGGGUGGGGUGGACAGUUCUGAGAGUGUGUGUGUGUGUGUGUGUGUGUGUGUGUGUGUGUGAGAAAGAGGGAGAACGUGACAGACUGUUUUUAUGGAAGUAAACUGACUAAGUAAGGUGGUAAAUGAAGGCCUUUGUGUGAAUGCUGUGUGGCGCGGCGUAUGAAACAUUUGUUUUUCUUUUCUAUGACUGCUUUUGUUGCACUGAUACCUGCCAGAAUACUAUGAUUAUAUUAAACUAUUUUAUGGAAUACAUUAA
Epinephelus lanceolatus (giant grouper) is the source of this 2896-nucleotide messenger RNA. RefSeq names its product zinc finger protein Eos-like. The record is from RefSeq and is a predicted model, not a curated record. Gene Ontology annotation, molecular function: DNA-binding transcription factor activity; RNA polymerase II cis-regulatory region sequence-specific DNA binding. Lineage: Eukaryota; Metazoa; Chordata; Actinopteri; Perciformes; Serranidae. Gene Ontology annotation, biological process: regulation of transcription by RNA polymerase II.